AUGGGACAACUCCAGCGCACUCCAUGUUUCCAGUGUCGAUUUCGUAAGGUCCGCUGCGAUCGCCGCCCAGGCAACUGUGAGAAUUGUGCCCGACUGGAAUUCGCAUGCUCUUUCUCUAAAGAAAGUGGAGUGACCUCCAGGUACAAUCCUACCAAAGAUCACCCACCAGAGCGGCGGCGGGGAAAUCAGGCUUGUACGGAAUGUCGUCAGCAGAAGUCGCGGUGCUCUGGGGAGAGCCCUGAAUGUGCGAAUUGCAUUCGAAGGCAACGUCGAUGUCGAUAUCCACCAACAAAAAAGCCUGCCCAAAUAAAGACUUGUAAGUCUUCCCGGCUGUAUUAUCCGCUUUACCCCUCUGACAAGUAUAGGCUGGUUUCAAUUGUCUCUCAUAAGGAGCUUCUCCAGAGUGUUCAUGACUAUUUUGAGUGGAUCUAUCCGCUGCCUUCAUACUCCUUUCUUCAUGAGCCGACAAUUCGAGAACAAAGCCAUAAUAAUACCCUGGACCAAUCUCUUGCUCUGGUCCUGGUCGCAAUCACAAAUUUAUUAUUAUCUGAAAAAGGCCAACCGUUGAAUGAGAGUCCGUCUCUCCUCAAAAAAGCAGAGACUAUCAUCUUGGACGAUCUGGAAAGGCCAAGUACUAUAAAACUCCAAGCCUUGAUUUUGAUAACCCAUUAUCAUAUCCAAACAGGCCGGUUCUCCAGAGCUUACAUGCUGACAGGGCUGGCUGCAAGAGCAGCUACUGCAUUGCGCCUCAAUUAUGAACGUCCCGAGUUGAGUUUCAUCGCCCAAGAGUCUCGUCGGCGAGUUCUCUGGGCUCUAACAGCCAUCGACGGUCAGUUUUCCGUGGGACUACCGGAAUAUGAAACAAUACCCCACACAAUAAUUUAUCAGCGCCUCCCAUGUCGAGAAAAUGUAUUCUCUACAGGGGAUUCAGGGCAUGCAGAAGCCCCGAUAUUGGCUCAUGUCCAUCUGGAGAAGGACUCGACCUCACCCAUCAGCUUACUGGGUGUAUGUAUUCGCCUUUCCAAAAUUCAAAAGGACAUCAUGCGCUUGACUAGACAAUUAGCUUUGUCAGAACAGCCUCUCGUACACCUGAUUGGUCUAGUUCAAGAAAUACAGAAAGACCUAUGGCGAGUACAGGCGGAUGUUGAGCUAUCUUUCGGAUAUCAAAUCACAUCUUCAACCCACUUGAUCGCUGCACAAGACGACCGUUGGUUCACGCGCUUCCUCCAAAUCGCUGUCUCCUGGCACCAGUCUCACUGCGAUCUAUACCGACUCUUUCUCCCCGGCUACCCAGAAGCCGCCCCAAAAAUCAUCAUUGGAGCGAUGGACAUCAGUAUUCGGGAACAUGCCGUGCGUCAAUGCCAUGAACAUGUUGAUCAUAUCAGUCGAAUACUUUCUGGCUUGCAGAAUCUCCCGUCUACCUUGAUACUGCCGCACUCAAUUGCCAUUUGUGCAUACCACGCAACACGAUUGACGCUCUUCCUUUCAUCGUCACCUGAUGUGAAUGUACCAUUGGAAAUGAGUGAUGCAAUCGCAAAAGCACAUAUAGCGGUAGCUGUCACUGAGACAUACUUCUCGGCUUCGCCGAGUACGAAGCAGAUUGUCUUGGAUUUGCAAGGGCUGGCGCGCACUGUAGGUACAGAGCCGGAGUCUAUAUAUAGGGAGUUGUGUAGUCCUUCUCCGCCUUUUGAUCAGGGGUUCUAUCGGCAUGGUCAUUUAGCGAUCCAUAGUUUGGUUCGACAGGCAGGUUUUGUGGAUGAUGGGUAUGAUUGA
This is a messenger RNA of Penicillium antarcticum, 1773 nucleotides long. RefSeq names its product Zn(II)2Cys6 transcription factor. The record is from RefSeq and is a predicted model, not a curated record. The transcript has 3 exons. Gene Ontology annotation, molecular function: DNA binding; zinc ion binding; DNA-binding transcription factor activity, RNA polymerase II-specific. Gene Ontology annotation, biological process: regulation of DNA-templated transcription; DNA-templated transcription. Gene Ontology annotation, cellular component: nucleus. The coding region runs from base 1 to 1773 and encodes 590 amino acids. NCBI's taxonomy places the organism in Eukaryota, Fungi, Ascomycota, Eurotiomycetes, Eurotiales, Aspergillaceae.